Daphnia pulicaria is the source of this 2019-nucleotide messenger RNA. RefSeq lists its product as uncharacterized. Lineage: Eukaryota; Metazoa; Arthropoda; Branchiopoda; Diplostraca; Daphniidae. The transcript is spliced from 2 exons. The record is from RefSeq and is a predicted model, not a curated record. The coding region runs from base 9 to 1904 and encodes 631 amino acids. Gene Ontology annotation, molecular function: nucleic acid binding; RNA-DNA hybrid ribonuclease activity.
GAUAUGUGAUGGCAGUCACGCUCGAUCUUGAAAAAGCCUACGACAUGAUCUGGAUAAAAGGACUAAUUUACAAGCUCAAAAAACUCGGCAUAAGAGGGAACAUGCUCAAGUGGAUUACCUCCUUUUUGGUCGGUCGGACAGCACAAGUAUCGUUAAAUGGAACUCGGUCCGAGCUCUUCUCCUGCCUAAACGGCACACCACAAGGAAGUGUCAUCAGCCCGUUAUUGUUCAUUAUCCUCAUUAACGACAUUGCCAAGAAACGCCGCUCCUGUAUGUCGGGAAUGUACGCCGAUGACAUCUUCAUCUGGCAGAAGCACCGAAACUUAAACUUCCUGAGAAAGAAAGUAGAAAAGGACACACAAGAUGUUAUCGUCGAGCUCAGACUAUGGGGCUUCCUAGUUUCGGCAGCAAAAACCGGAGCAAUAGUUUUUUCCAAGCGGAACAUACCCGAAAAUUUGAGCAUCACAGUAGACGGAGCUAGCAUCCAAGUGCAAAAGUCAAUCAAACUACUGGGCAUGACACUCGACAGCAAACUAAAUUGGUGCAAACAAAUAGACGACGUCGUCAGCAAGUGCUCAAAAGUUUUAAAUUUACUACGCCUCAUUUCUGGAACGAAAUGGGGCGCACACGCAAAGCCCAUGCUACAAAUCUACCAGGCCCUGAUCCGCUCAAAACUCGACUAUGGAGGAGAACUCAUCGAGUCCGCCUCUAUCACAGCAAAGAAAAAACUGGACAAAAUCCAAGCACAAGCGCUGAGAACAGUGGUGGGUGCGCCAAGGGACACUGCAACAGAAGCCCUGCUACGAGAGACGGGCGAAAUGCCCUUGCACCUUAGGAGAAAUCUCGCCAGCGUCAAACAUUAUUUAAGGUGCUACGAGGUGAAGUCUGACCUGCUAGCAGAAAAAGAAGAGUGGUUCAAAAACGCCAAGCAGUGUUUUCUCUCCAGAGUCGAGUCCGUGACAAACACCUUGGACCAUCAUCCGAAAUCAGCCGAGAAAUUAUCCAUCAGCAAGCACCCGCCAUGGCAGGCUCUGCUUCCAGAAGUUACGACGUACACACCAAACGACCUGAAAUGGCAAAAUGUGGUCCACAUUUACACAGACGCAGCAAAAUCAAAAGACGGGCGAUGUGCUGUUGCCUUUGUGGUACCAGAAAAAGUCAUCGUUGAACAGAAGCGUCUGGUGGACGGUUUGGCGACAGCAAAGUGCGAACUCGUAGCAAUACACCUGGCAGUAAAGUGGGCAGAAGCACACGCAACACUAGGGAGCUUUGUUAUCCUAACAGACUCAAAAAAGGCAUUGCAGAUACUCAACUCAAGUAGUGAAAACAACAGUGUCAAAACAAGCACCGUGGACACCUGGCGAGCACUCUCCAGAGCUGGCACAACUGUCAGCUUUUCGUGGGUAAAAGGACACAGUGGAAUAUCCGGUAACGAGCAAGCUGAUCGUGCUGCCAAAAAUGGGCUGGAACUAAAACCCAGCCUCAGCUGCAGAAGAGACACAAACGACAUCCGUGAAAACGUUGAAGACCUCCUCCUGAAAAAAUGGCAAGGCCUCUGGGACAAGCCAAAAACGGAAUGUGGACGUUUCACCCACAGACACAGUCCAGUCGUGUCAAGAAUCGCCUCCCUGUUCGGCCAGUCAAGAAGUGAGCAAGUGUUCUUAUCGCAGAUUCGCCUCGAUAUGCUGCCGCUAAACUAUCGUCUGUUCAAACGAAAAAAACAUCCGACCGGUCUCUGCAGCAACUGCGACGCCGAAGAAAAAGAAAAUGUCGAACACGUACUGCUGGCCUGCCCGGCGUACGCAAAGAAGCGAGAAGAAAUGGUGAACGUAGUGAGCGAAAACACUCCCACACUGCAAGAGCUGCUUAAUUUCAACGACGAGCAAGAGAAACCAAAAACCUAAAGCCGGUGCCCAGCAUUCUCCCUAAAACGCAUGUGCAAGUGGCGUAAAUAGGCCUGCCGGCCUGAAAACGUCAAUCCCCAUCUCCAAAAAACCAACCAACCGACAGGGAUCAGUC